Rhinolophus ferrumequinum (greater horseshoe bat) is the source of this 240-nucleotide messenger RNA. RefSeq names its product cytochrome c oxidase subunit 7C, mitochondrial-like. NCBI's taxonomy places the organism in Eukaryota, Metazoa, Chordata, Mammalia, Chiroptera, Rhinolophidae. Gene Ontology annotation, biological process: mitochondrial electron transport, cytochrome c to oxygen. The coding region runs from base 1 to 240 and encodes 79 amino acids. The record is from RefSeq and is a predicted model, not a curated record. The transcript has a single exon.
AUGUUGGGACAGAGCAUCCAGAGGUUCACAACCUUUGUGGUCCGUAGGAGCCACUAUGAGGAGGGCUCAGGGAAGGAUUUGCCAUUUUCAGUGGAAAACAAGUGGUGGUUGCUAGUUGUGAUGACUCUGUACUUUGGAUCUGGAUUUGCCAUACCUUUCUUUAUAGUAGGACACCAACUGCUUAAAGAAAUAAGGAUGUUUUACUUACUCCAUGAAACAGAUAUGAAGAGGAGCAUUUGA